CCUCACGGCUACUUCCCCAGCCAACACGCGCGCCGGCGUCGUCAGCCAAACACCCGCCUCUGGUGCCUCUGCCUCCCCGCGACCCCAGGGCGAGGCAAUCAGCCAUAACCUUAGCCAGGUCAGCCACGGGCCUUGGCCUGGCCAAAAAGCACACCCCUCGCUCGCCCAUUGCCCACUCAGCAGCGGCGCAAAAGCACUUACAUACACUACCCUCUUUCCCGAUCCAUCCAUCCGCCAUUCCCGUCUCCUCCUCUUGUCAGAUUCUUUGCUUACCCUGCCUGCCCUCUCCCGUCUCUCAAGCCAUGUAUGUCAGAUUUCCCGCGCCUGCUGCUGCUGCUGCUGCUGCUGCUGCUGCUGCUAGCUGCUGCCACCACUGCCACCAACACCGAUCGUCAGGUCGGAGGCGUCUUCAAUCUAGAUCAUUCAUGGAUAGGGCUCCGGAAGUCGGAGCGGAGACCGGAGCGGAGGUCGGGGCGGGUGCGGUGGGGAGCGAGUUGAUUGGUGGGUAGGACGGGUGGGCUGCGUGGAUUUUGGUGGAGGCGUACGGCGGGCGAGGUUAGGUAAGUUUGGCUAGCCGAGUUGGGUAGUCGGUAGGGAAGGUGUCGAAGGAUCGGAGCGGGGAAGGACGGCGCGAUGCCUUGUCUUUUUCAUGCUUGUAAGGCAGGUAGGUUUGCUUGUAGCUAUGCGUGUGUGCAUGUAUGUCUACGUCAGGAUACGGGGUUCUUUGUCCGGCUGGAGGCGGAGAGCGUUGCACUCGUCGAUCAAACAGCCAAGCCGUUGGCUUGUACUUUUAUCUCUCUCCACCAUCACCACCAC
Molecule: messenger RNA, 816 nt
Organism: Aplosporella prunicola CBS 121167
Lineage: Eukaryota; Fungi; Ascomycota; Dothideomycetes; Botryosphaeriales; Aplosporellaceae
Exons: 1
Coding region: 307-498 (63 amino acids)
Source: RefSeq, a predicted model, not a curated record